CACAUCAUCACCACAAAAAGAGAGAGAGAGAGACCAUUGGCGGCACAGUGGGCUGACAAGGAUGGCAGAUUGUCAGACGUUCUACUCGACAGAGUACUACACUGCCACCGUCAACAGCCAGCGGGUCAUCACGAGCACCUACACCGAUCCUGGCUUGCCCAUCACCAUCAACAGCACCCUCGGCAAUCUACUCACCUCGCUCUUUCCUGGCCAGGUACACACGACCAUCAUCACGAGCAAUGUCCAGUCCACCUCCGUGGGAUCAUCCGUCAUCGCAGUCUCGUCAAGCUGCUCGACCUCCCCCACCACAACAAGCCCUUCCACAAGCCCGACCAGCACACCCAUCACAAGCGCUGCUCCGACGACCAGUCCGAUCCCAAUAGUAGUGGCCACCACGACCUCGAGCAGUGUCAUCGUCGUCGCUUCACCCAGUUCGAGCAGUACUUUGCCAGAUGCCACGAGCUCCGCGGCUGCAGUGACGACAACGCCUGCGGUGAUCCUCACGCCGGGUACAAGCAGUGGCGGCCAAUUGACAAGCACGAGGAUAGCCUCAACCAGCUUCUCCACCACUAUCGUUAUUGUGACUGCGGGCGAUGGCAGUAUGAGCACGAGCACUUCAAUCAUUGGCUCACUCGUGCCCGUCUCCGACACAUCCUCUGGUGGUUCUACCUCCACAGGCACGAUCGUUGGUGCCGUCAUAGGCUCACUCGUCGGUCUCAUCGUUCUGGCCGGCUUGAUCUUCUUUGCCUGCGCAAGGCGGCGGCGUCAAAGAGCCGGCCCUAACAACGGAGAUGUGUUUACCGAUCAGAUGUGGGAGCCAGGAGCCCACAAGGAGGUUGGCACUGCAGACGACGACGAAGAAGAGUUUGCAGACGGCACAGCGAUUGGCACUGUCGACGGCAGCCACGCCCGUCACGCGUCAAUGUCGAGUUCGGGUCUGAUGCACACACCCAUCGGUCAGUACUCCGCCGGUGACUACUACAGUGCAGACACGCACUACAAUGCCGGCCAGCAAUAUUCCCAAGUCUCUCACGGGCGCAACAUGUCAGAGAGCUCUGCCUCUGGCAAUCUGCAAGAUCCCCGCGCCUCGAUGCGAGCAUCAGUCAUGUCACAACAGCCGCAAUACUACUCGAGCUACGAUGCACCACUUCCCACACAUGCCCACAGGCAGUCCAUGCAUGGCAUCAUCGAAGACUCACCCCGGCGCACCCUCUCGACGCGCAGUGUGGAUUAUGCUCGUUCGUCAUUCGAUAGACCGGAGCGCGAGCUCCCUCCGGCCAUUGUCACGACAUCUGACAGUGGUCACGGGCAAUCGAGACCGGUCAAUCCUCGUCGCAUGAGCUCAAAGACAUCUCUACGGCGAUACGGCCACAUCAACACUCUGGCCGAGGAAGACGAAGCCGCUUCCCUAACGCGAGCGCGAGAAGAGCUCGAGGUUCCCCUGGCGACGCCACAUCUCGAAACGGAUUCGCUCCAUGACGGCUCAUCGGCCAACACGAGCUCGGCACCUGCGACGCCCUACGAUGCUCAAGCGCAAGCAAACGAUCCUCGCUUCUGGCGAAACAGUGCUCUUAUUGCAGCGCCGGGCCAGCAAAACGGCGGCAAGCCUGGCGAUCCAGCAUUGGCCGGUAUCGUCUCCCAAUGGGAGCAAGCCGGCUUCAUCUCCUGAUGACGACCUCUCAUGAUGGACAUUACGGUCGGACACGCAUCCACUUGUUUAUGUAUUCAGCACGUCUG
Molecule: messenger RNA, 1737 nt
Organism: Mixia osmundae IAM 14324
Lineage: Eukaryota; Fungi; Basidiomycota; Mixiomycetes; Mixiales; Mixiaceae
Exons: 2
Coding region: 62-1669 (535 amino acids)
Source: RefSeq, a predicted model, not a curated record